GGCUGAGCUGCAGAUGCAGACAUGCAGAUCUUUGUGAAGACCCUCAUGGGCAAAACCAUCACCACUGAGGUCGAGCCCAGUGACAUCACUGAGAAUGUCACAGCCAAAAUUCAAGACAAGGAGGGUGUCCCACCUGACCAGCAGCAUCUGAUAUUUGCCGGCAAACAGCUGGAGGACGGCCGCACUCUCUCAGACUACAACAUCCAGAAAGAGUCCACCCUGCACCUGGUGUUGCACCUGCGAGGUGGCAUUAUUGAGCCUUCCCUCCGCCAGCUUGCUCAGAAAUACAACUGCAACAAGAUGAUCUGCCGCAAGUGCUAUGCUCGCCUUCACCCUCGUGCUGUCAACUGCCGCAAGAAGUGUGGCCACACCAACAACCUGCGUCCCAAGAAGGUCAAAUAA
This is a messenger RNA of Nomascus leucogenys (northern white-cheeked gibbon), 402 nucleotides long. Its product is annotated as ubiquitin-ribosomal protein eL40 fusion protein-like. NCBI's taxonomy places the organism in Eukaryota, Metazoa, Chordata, Mammalia, Primates, Hylobatidae. The record is from RefSeq and is a predicted model, not a curated record. Gene Ontology annotation, molecular function: structural constituent of ribosome; protein tag activity; ubiquitin protein ligase binding. Gene Ontology annotation, cellular component: cytoplasm; ribosome; nucleus. Gene Ontology annotation, biological process: translation; modification-dependent protein catabolic process; protein ubiquitination.